This is a messenger RNA of Chara braunii, 3780 nucleotides long. Lineage: Eukaryota; Viridiplantae; Streptophyta; Charophyceae; Charales; Characeae. The record is from the annotation of a GenBank genome assembly.
CACGUGGUGUGUAGGGUGAGUAAUGGAGGCGACCUUCUCGACACCACGAAUCAUGGAGUCGAUGUUCUCGACACCACUAACCAUGAGUCCCGAGACGCACAUUCGCUUGGCAGAACUGUUUCGUCCUUGCGCGAGAUCCGUGCGGUAUUUUAACGGUGUAACUACGAUCCACGGAGCGACCGCAGAGGACUUCGACGAGGACCCCUUGAUGACCGUCAUCCCGUGCAUGGGACGACAUAUUGACGGUUGGUGCGAUGGGAAUUGGGCCACGAUGGAGAGUCGCUGUCCUUGGGCAAGCCAGUACAAGUUCGCCAACAUGUUGGAGUUCGGGAACCUCAUGCCGGUGUCUGACGCUGUCCUCGGACACAAGUUCUUGAAACUGGGCUGCAUUAGUCGCCAUUUCAGCCGCCUCGAGUGCCACUACGUCAGGUCGUCGCCACGAACUUGGGGAGGCCCGCGGAAACAAGAGUUGGUGGACUGCGCUCGCCACUGCUCCUUCCUAGAGCAGUACCCGCUCUGGUGCCCCGAGAAUUCUCCACAAGCUGUGUCAUACUGUUGUGUGCGAUUGACUGUGUCCGGGACUGAUUUCGCCAGAGUUCUAUGUAUCGCUGCUUCGAACAUGAGCAGGAAACUCGUCGAUGCAGUUAUGCUUGUAUCACGGAACGAGGUGGUGAUUGAGGGGUCCAAAUUCGUGCGGACGCGCGGGCCUGAAAUUCAACAGCCGUGUGGUCCUGUGAUCUUCGUCGAAGCCAACAAGCGCCGCAGGGUUCUGGGGGCUGUCUUGUGGUGGGAGAAUGCGAAAGACAGUCGUCGAUGGUUCUACAUGAAAAAUGUGUACGGUUCGAAGGGGAACGUCGUCGCCGGUGCCAAGGGGGCAGUUCUCGACAUGUGUCUGUUCGAGGGGUUCGGAGCGGGUGCUGCGAACACCCCGUUUUGCAACGACCUCCGGCAGCAGGGCGGGUUUGUUUUGGGUCGAGAGUUCUUCGACUUAUUGGAGGACAAGGACAUCGCCCUCGACGUCCCUUGCGAAGUCGGUCCCGACCUGGAACUGUCAAUGCCUUUGCAGCCGUGCGGCGGUUGUGAGUCGAGCGGGGCAGCGGGGGAGAGGGGGGAUCUGGGUUCCGGCGAGGCUACACAUGUGCAGCGGGAGGAUGCAAGAGGUCAGCUUGACAACAGCGAAGAUGAGGUGACACCAGCUCCGCCGUUUUCAUCGUCGAGGGAAAGAGACCGGUCCGUGCUGUCUAUACCUGGGGUCCGGCUACAGACCCCGGUUCGACAAGAGGUCGCAGCGGAUUCUGGAGAAGAGGCAGUCCAAUGUGGGUCCGACUUGGAGCCCGCCGAGGGCCAUGACGCGGACGACAAGGGCGGUGAGGGAGCGCAGGGGAGGGGAGAUUGUGAAGAGGACUUGGACAACAAGAAGGACCUGAAGGCGCCUCCCAGACAGUUGAAACUGUCUAUGAAAGACAUUCGGUGGCAGUGGAAGCAUGACGGCUGCCCGAGAGCUGUGAUGGGGAACCCUAGCGGGAAACAAGAUCAGGUCCGGGCUUGGCGUAAGUUUUGUACAACGGCACUCCAUAAGGCGCCUCACAACAACUUGUGGAUUCUCGCGGAUCAAAAGGAAGAGGAGACCCUUAAGAAGCAAAAUGCUGCCCUGCGUUCUUAUUUCCCUCUCCCAAUGGCCGGAAAAAAUGUCUGGAAACUGGCCGUGGAAUUUUUCGAAAAGUGGGAGACGGGUAGAUUGCUGAGCCACGACGGAGCGAAGUGGAUCGUAAAAAAGAAGAAGGUCAAAAACGUCAAGCCUGGGGUCGCCUACAUCCACAACGACAAGUUGGGCAGAACUGAGGUGGUGUACAACGUCCCCGUGGACCCACCAAAUAAGAAAGGCAAAAAGGAGAAAGAGGAGGGCGAUUGGUUUGUGCAAGUGCCCGACCCGGACGCGCAUUGUUGGAAAGCAAUGGAAUCACUCACGGAUAAUGAGAAGUGUCGCGUUCUUAAGAAGGUGCUUGCUUGUGAGGCCGUUUGGGUCCAGGCCGGCUCCCCGUCAUUGCCGAAGUUGGGGAAGCUCAGCGUGCAGGACAUGGUGCAGUUGGUGAAGUGCAACCGCGUGCUGGUCCCGUUGUGGAAUUACUACCAAUUCAAACACGAGAAGAGGCCGAACUGGGAUUGGAUCCAAAGACUGAAGAGCCGUGAGGUCACCAUUGCCGAAGGCAUUGUUCACAUUAAAUGGAAAGACACGGGGGACGCGACAUCCAUCGCGCCGUUCGCUAACGACCCUUUGGAGGCGGACAUCAGGGGUGCAGAGCUAAAGGAAGCAGUGGCUGCCAUAAAGAGCCACACGUUCGUCCUCGAUCUGUGCGAGCUGGUUGACCUCAAACUGUGGAAGGCCCAAGCAUGGGAAACUUUGGAUUCCUAUCUUCAGACUUGGUGUCCGUCGCAUUGGACUCUCGUUGUUUUCGUGCCGCAGCAGCACAACCUCACGUUUCUCGCCAGCAUGCACCAUCUUUCUUUCGUCAAGCUGUUGGAAGGGAAGUGGGUGAGGAGAGUUCAGCAAAAGAAAAGUUUCCCCAUUGGGAACAAUUUGUACACGGAGGAAGACCGCAUGUACAUCCUCUUCAAGGGUGACGAUCUGCGCGCCAACACGUCUGUGGUCUACGAGGGAAACCUACCUUGGGGUGCCGCUGCUGCGGUGCGAUUGCCUCAGAGGGUCACCCAGACGGAUGUGUGCGAGAUUCCCUUUGUGCCUUGCGAUUGGUCGCUGGUGGUGCCGGAACGACAGGGCAAUGUCUACGGGGAUAUGGAAUGCAAUCCGAUACAAUUCGUCGGUCUUCUUGAUUUCCUUGGCAAGAAGGGAGAGGGUGUUAUGUUCCUUGGGGAACCGCACGCGCAAAGCGUCUGGGAUCUUCUGAAGGCCGGCCGGCACGUUGUCGCGAUGGAAGGGAACACCGAGCUCUUGCAAUUCACGAUGCAGAUGGUGAAAAGCGAGGUUAAUUCGGGCGGGCACAAUAGUGAGUUCAUGGUCGUGAAGCCAACACGAGAUAAGGUGUGGAGCAACAAGACGGAUAUGUGGUUCAAGUUGAGCGAGAGGAAGAGGAACAAGAUAUACGAUUUCUUGUUCUUUCAAACACGGUCGAGGAAGGACUCAGACGCCGAGUACGUCCGCCGGAAGGACCACAUGUUGGCACUGCUCGACAACUACCACUUCGCCUCCGGCAUGAACGCGAAGACGUUUCUCGAUAGGCUGCAGUCAUCGUACUACGUGGAGUCCGAGGAGCUGUUAAAGUCGGGGGAGCCAAGCAAGGAUCCCGAAAUUGGCAGCAUUGCGGCGCGGGACGGAAACGUCGGAAAGGUGUCGCCUGAGCAGGAGCGACGACCGCAAGGAUUGCAGCAAGAGGCUGCAAGUACAGGGUCCGGCGACAUGGAGACGACGAAGUCCGCCGAGAUCCGAACUUCUUCGGGCGGGGGGUGUCGGCCAGGGAUAGUCGUGCCGUUAAGAGGGGCAGCGUGCACGGAGACGGAAGGGCGGUUCUCGGGAUUCAGCACGUAUACCACGGAAGGGGAUGAGUUUCGUGGAAGGAAAGUAGGGGAGAAAAUGGAGGAACGGAGGGGAGCGCAAAAAGGGGAGGAAGAAGGGGAAGAAGAGGAGGAAGGGGAGAAAGCGGGAGAAACGGAGCUACUUGGUUUGCUUGAAGAAAGGGAGGGUGCCUGAUUUGGAGACGACGAAGUGGAGCACAGUGAGGACGAUGCCGGAUCUGGAGAGUCGUCUGACGAGUUCGGACAACU